Messenger RNA from Trichoderma harzianum CBS 226.95, 1131 nucleotides. RefSeq lists its product as hypothetical. NCBI's taxonomy places the organism in Eukaryota, Fungi, Ascomycota, Sordariomycetes, Hypocreales, Hypocreaceae. The transcript is spliced from 2 exons. The record is from RefSeq and is a predicted model, not a curated record. The coding region runs from base 1 to 1131 and encodes 376 amino acids.
AUGCCCGGGUCGCCACGAACUCCACGACACUCGCGCAACUCAUCAGCAAUCGACAGCUUCGCAGGAUCACCCCAGAUCCGACGUUUCUCGAGAUCCUCCGCGCAAGAUGCCAUACCGUCGUUCCAGCACAGCCCAAAUCAACAUGAUGGUCUUGACCUAUCGGUAUUAGGCGGUGGCGGGUCAGGGGCCGGCAACGGAAUGGGAAAUCUAGCUGAUGAGUUGGCGGAUGCAUUUUCCGACUCAGGGGAAGAGGGCGACUACGACGCCGACCUGCAAGAGUACCAGAAAUCGACAGACCAGCCAGGAGGUGAUGAUGGAGCAACACGGGGCCAGUCGGCAAACGACGAGACAAAGAGAAAUGACGGCGAUGCAGGCCUUCUCUCGCCUCGCCAAAAGGGUCACCAAAGAAAAACCAGUCUAUAUGAUGGUAGCGAUUACGGCUCCGACUCAGACCUCGAUAUCGCAGGCAUACCUCCAAGUCUCAUGGCCAAGAUUGAUGCUGUCGAAAACCUCACAAUCCGCGGGACAGAUAACUACGGAGGCACAGCAGACGAUGUCUUGAAGCGGGUGAUCCAGGAGCUCCGUGACCUAGGGUCGCAAUCUAGCGUUGAGGGUAGCGCUUCGAGACUUAUAACAGCACACUCGGCGCUGACGACGCAUCUUGCGCACCAGACCCGUCAACUUCACAACCUCACCUUUCCCUUGCUAUCCCCGCUUGCGCCGGCCCCUGACGUCGAAACGAUUGAUACGCUUCUGCCGUUGCUCAUAUCCCUCACAGAAGACAUGCCACGACCGUCGACGUCGGCAUUCAACUCACUUACUGCGUUGCAUUCCAUCACAUCAGAACUGAUACAAUCACUGAGUUACCUUUCCGACACACUACACAUGUCUCGUCAGACAACAGCUGCAGCCAGUCGGAGGCUGAAGAGCGCCAAAGAGCUCGUUGCUGAAAUGAGAAAAGAGGAUGAGAUGAGGGAGCAGGGAGAGGAGUGGCUUACUAGAGGAAACUGGAGCGAACGGCUAGAGAAAAGGGAAUGUGCAAGCGUAUGCGGCGAGGUAAUUGGCGGGUUUGAAGAGGUUUGCAAUGGCUGGAGAGAACGACUUUUGGCCCAAGCAGAAUCCCAGGCGUAA